Messenger RNA from Brassica napus (rape), 946 nucleotides. Its product is annotated as zinc finger protein ZAT10-like. The coding region runs from base 89 to 784 and encodes 231 amino acids. Lineage: Eukaryota; Viridiplantae; Streptophyta; Magnoliopsida; Brassicales; Brassicaceae. Gene Ontology annotation, molecular function: DNA-binding transcription factor activity. Gene Ontology annotation, biological process: response to stress. The transcript has a single exon. The record is from RefSeq and is a predicted model, not a curated record.
AUCUCUUCUUCAACAACAAUUCUUCAUUUUCAAUUCAUAACAACAACAACAAAAAAUUUACAAAACUCAAACUCUCCUAAAGUUUUUAAUGGCUCUCGAGGCUCUCAGUUCACCGAGACUAGCUUCUCCGAUUCCUCCUGUGUUCCAAGAUUCUUCAAGAUUCCAUGGCGUCGAACAGUGGACCAAAGGUAAAAGAUCUAAACGAUCAAGAUUCGAUUUCAACCACCACAACCUCACUGAAGAAGAGGAUCUCGCUUUCUGCCUUAUGCUCCUCGCUCGCGACGGCAAUCGUCAGCUUCUUCCUCUUCCUCCGGUGACGGUAGUAGCUGAGAAGUCGUCGUUGCGCUACAAGUGCAGCGUCUGCGACAAGUCUUUCUCUUCUUACCAAGCCCUCGGCGGACACAAAGCCAGCCACCGUAAAAACGUGUCACAGACUCAUUCCGCCGGAGGAGAUGACCAGUCGACGUCGUCAGCUACGACUGCAUCCGCCGUGACGACCGGAAGCGGGAAGUCGCACGUUUGCUCGAUCUGUCAGAAGUCGUUUCCUUCAGGCCAAGCUCUCGGCGGACACAAGCGGUGUCACUACGAAGGGAAUAACAACACUAGUAGCGUGUCUAACUCUGAAGGAGCGGGGUCCACCAGCCACGUCAGCAGCAGUCACCGCGGGUUUGACCUUAAUAUCCCUCCGAUACCGGAGUUCUCUACGGUCAACGGAGACGACGAAGUGAUGAGCCCUAUGCCGGCGAAGAAGCCCCGGCUUGACUUCUUGGAGAAACUUAAUUAGGCCACCAGAUUUUUCAUAUGCUCUGUUUUGAGUUCUAUAGGGAUUUGUUGAUUGUAUAUACAAGUUUUCGGACUUUGAUUCAUUCCAAUUCUUGUUCUUUAUUCUUGAGUUAAAAGUUAUUACUACUAGACUCAUUCUUUAUCAACAUAUGUUUAGACAACA